AUGCCGCCCAAACCACGCAAUACGGUCCCUCGACCGCCCCCUUCCUCAGCACCUUCCGCUGUCACUUCAUCCACCACCUCGAACCCACCCGCACCCUCGUCCUCAGUGCGUCGCAAACGCUGGAUCCACGCUCCCGCAACCCUCCUGCUCCUCCUGCUCCUCCACUCGGGCUGUCACAUCCUCGCCUUUAUCCUUCUCACCGAACCAUGUCUCAAUCCCUCCUACACAACGCGUCUACUUGACAAGGUCAACUACUUUACGCUUCUCUCCACGCCUAACGCCAUUCCGCGGGGGGAGUGGGGGGAGAGGUUCACGCGCGCCGGCAUUCGCGGGUUGUUCGGGGUGGGCGUUGUUCAGGUAUGGUUUGUGGCGCGACUCAAUGCCUACUGCCAACGAGCGCAGCGGGAACAUGGGCGGAUCGUGGACGCUCUCAAAGCGCAGCGGUCGUCCGGGGGCAGAGUGGGGGUGGAUACGAGAUAUGAAGAGCAAGAGGGGGAGGUGGGGAACUUUAUUCGGCAACUCGAAAGCGUGUCUCUGACACUACUCGGGCUACCACUGGUGGUGGUGGGUGUGGGCGCGAUGGUUGGGGUGAUGGGUGCCCCACUGCGCGGGUUCGUUUGGCAAACCGGCGUACUCGCAUCCCAGUUGACCCUGUUGAUCGCUUUGCCCCUCUUACACAUCCUCGGUCUACCCGGCAUGACCACCGACAAUAGCUCCAACAACACCACUUCACCCAGUGCUUCAACCAUCCCGGAAACCGGCUCAACAACCUCCCUCCGCAACACCCCCACCCAUUGGACAGCGCUACUCACCCUUAAACCCAAUCCAACCUUCCUCCUCCCCCUCUACCACCCGCUGAUCGGGUGCGUCCUGGGGACCGUCGCAAGCAGCGCCCUGCUCGCGCUCGAUUGGGACGUCGCUUGGCAAACCUACCCCUUUCCGCUGUUGGUGGGGAGUUUGGCUGGGGUGGUGCUCGGCGAUGUGUGGACCAUCGGCAUCGUUUUGUUUGGCUAA
This is a messenger RNA of Kalmanozyma brasiliensis GHG001, 1014 nucleotides long. RefSeq names its product GPI biosynthesis protein Pig-F. NCBI's taxonomy places the organism in Eukaryota, Fungi, Basidiomycota, Ustilaginomycetes, Ustilaginales. Bases 1 to 1014 code for a protein of 337 amino acids. Gene Ontology annotation, biological process: GPI anchor biosynthetic process. Gene Ontology annotation, cellular component: endoplasmic reticulum membrane. The record is from RefSeq and is a predicted model, not a curated record. The transcript has a single exon.